GAGAAACAUCAUGACAAAUCUGGAGAAAAACCUUUGAGUCACUCAAAGACUAAAAAGACAUUAAAGAAAAGAAGAACCAAGAAAUCUACAACCUGCACUCAGUGUGGAAAGAGUUUCACAACUAAACAAAAUCUUGAGCGUCACAUGAGAGUUCAUACUGGAGAGAAGCCGUUCACAUGUGAUCAAUGUGGAAAGAGCUUCAAUCAAUCGUCAAACCUUAAAAAUCACCUGAGGAUCCACACCGGAGAGAAGCUGUUCACAUGUGAUCAAUGUGGAAAAACAUUUCUAAGGUCAUCAGUCCUGAAGAAACACCUGACAGUUCAUACGAAGGAGAAGCCACAUUCAUGUUCUGUGUGUGGAAAGAGUUUCUCACUGCUGCAACAUUUACAUACACAUCAGAAAAUACACACUGGUGUGAGAGAGUACAUGUGCUUUGAGUGUGAGAAGACUUUUAUUACAGCCGGUGAUUUAAAAGUGCACCAGAGAAUUCACACUGGAGAAAAACCUUAUGAGUGUUCAUACUGUGACAAGAUAUUCAGUUGUUCAUCAAAUCUGAGAACACAUGAGCGGAUCCACACUGGAGAAAAACCUUACAAGUGUUCACACUGUGACAAGAGAUUCAGUGUGUCAUCAACUCUGAAACCACAUGAGAUGAUCCACACUGGAGAGAAGCCGCACACGUGUGAUCAGUGUGGAAAGAGUUUCUCUUGUAAAAGUCACCUGGAGCGACACAUGAAGAUCCAUGCAGUGGAGAAACCACAUCACCACAGUCUGAAAUCACAAUCAGCUUCUCCCACACUGAAAUUCAUCAUAAAUGAAGCUCCUCCCUCAUCACGCACAUCAUCAGUGAAGCUCCUCCCACAUCAGUUAUCCAAUAAAUACGGGAAUAUUCCCAUCAGACGAGCAUCAGAGCAUCAGGAAGAGCUGAAAUCUGCAAAGACUGAGUUUAUUAAAGAGGACAGUGAGAACAUGAGUGAUCCAGAACCCUGCAGAAUGAAACACACUGAAGAUACUGAAGAACAAAGAGGUUGGUGUUUAUUCUUCAUUCAUUCAUGAUGCUGAACAACAUUCAUGCUAGAAAGAUUCAAACACUUCUGCACAUUUAGAUAAACAGUCAAACUAUGAAAUGGAACGAUCUGUUUUUCUGUCAGUAAAGGGAGGUUUGAGAAAAUUUAAAUAUUAAAUAAUACUAAAUAUUGUUUGAACUGUUUUAUUUUACUGUUUACUGUAAAAUAAAACAGUUCAAUUUACAACAUAACCAUUAUUUUUUAAUAUAUUAACAUCAUUGAUAGUUUUUUCAGGAAUAAACAGUAAACUCCAAACUGUGUCAAGUA
Messenger RNA from Megalobrama amblycephala (Wuchang bream), 1334 nucleotides. Its product is annotated as gastrula zinc finger protein XlCGF7.1-like. The record is from RefSeq and is a predicted model, not a curated record. Bases 145 to 1056 code for a protein of 303 amino acids. Gene Ontology annotation, biological process: regulation of transcription by RNA polymerase II. Lineage: Eukaryota; Metazoa; Chordata; Actinopteri; Cypriniformes; Xenocyprididae. The transcript is spliced from 2 exons. Gene Ontology annotation, molecular function: DNA-binding transcription factor activity, RNA polymerase II-specific; RNA polymerase II transcription regulatory region sequence-specific DNA binding. Gene Ontology annotation, cellular component: nucleus.